Molecule: messenger RNA, 1728 nt
Organism: Acaulospora morrowiae
Lineage: Eukaryota; Fungi; Glomeromycota; Glomeromycetes; Diversisporales; Acaulosporaceae
Source: the annotation of a GenBank genome assembly
AUGGCGGAAACGGUACAAUAUUAUCUCGAACAAAUGGUUCCUGAGCUCGAAGAUUUAGAGCGUAAGGGGUUAUUUACGAGGUCAGAAAUUCGAGCCAUCGUUAAAAAAAGGACGAACUUCGAGUAUGCCCUGAAACGGAGACCAGCUCAAAAAAUAGAUUUUUUGAAGUAUAUUGAAUAUGAAAUGAAUCUGGAUCAAUUGCGCAAAAAAAGAAAAGAUCGGUUAGCCAUAAGAGGAAAAGUCACGAUAUCAGAUUACGCGAUUACAAGAAGAAUAUAUCAUAUUUUUGAUCGUGCAGUCAUAAAAUUCAAGGGCGAUGUUUCUUUAUGGCUACAAUAUAUCGAAUUCUCCAAAUCAACAGAAGCAGGAAGAGCAAUUCAGAUGCAUCCAACAAAACCUGUAUUCUGGAUUCUUGCGGCAAAAUGGGAAUAUGAGGUCAAUGCCAAUAUAGUCUCUGCCAGAGUAUUAUUGCAACGAAGUAUACGUUUAAAUUCCGAAUCAACACAACUUUGGCACGAAUAUUUCAAAUUAGAACUAUUAUACAUUGAAAAAAUCAAAGCUCGUCGAAAAAUAUUGGGCAUAUCAACUGAGUCAACUGAGUCGUUAUCGGAAGAGGAAAAGCCAAAUACUGAAGAUGUUAUACUGGUACCAAAACUUAAUGAGGAGGAGGAUGAAUUGUUGGAUGAUCAAAAAACAAAUCUUUUGAAAGAGGAUGACAAUAAACUAUUAAAGGGAGAGAUUGUUAAGAUUAUCUAUUUGAACGCUAUCAAAGAAUUCGUUGCUGCUGUUAAAGAUAGUGUCAAUGAAUUUCAACAAAAUGUCAAGGAGUUAGAAAAUAAAGAGAUGUGGUACUUAUUUACGAAAUUUCUUAGGAGAUAUCUUUUCAAAAUUUCGGAGCCAAAUCUUCAUACUUAUUUUCAAAAGUUAUUAUCCAAAUCAUACAUUACUGCCUCCAAGUUAAAUCUUGCCUCGGAGCAAAUGUAUGCCGAUUGGAUAGAUUGGAUUGUUUCGGAUAGUGGAGAAUUAAAAUUAGAAGAAAUGCAAGAAAUAAUUAAAAAAUCUACCGAUGUUUAUCCGCAAAGUUCGGAACUUUGGUUGAAACGUAUUAGCAUUGCCAAGUCUCAUGGAGAUCAAUGCAAGGACAAAUCACUUGAUGAACUGUACAAAAUUGCGUUAGAAAAUAAUCCUUCGUCUGUGACAUUGUGGGAUUCUUAUAUUUCAUGGAUUUUUAAAAUGUGGAAACAGAGUGAAAUUAAAAAUGAAAAACUAGAAGAAAUAAUAAUGAUUGCUUCAUUGACACUAAACAUGCAAACCAAAGGGAUCCAUGCUGAUGAAAUCAAGGAUUUGGUCAUUGCACGAUAUUUAAAUUGGACCGACGAGACUGAUGGGCUGGAGAAGACUCGCAAGGUUUAUAAAAGCCUCAUUAACGAGAUAUUGCCAUCACUCGCAUUUUAUCAAACGUGCAUCAAGAUUGAACAAAAGUAUGUGAAUUACUCGAAUAUUACAUCUGAUACUAAGGUUCAUUUAGAAUGGCUUUAUGGACAAGUGCUUCAAUACGACAAAGUACCAGAUGAAUUGUGGCUUGACUACAUCAAGUUCUUAUUGAGUAAUGGUGACUCCGACUCCGAUCAGAUCACCCUCGCAUAUGAGCGUGGCCUUAAAGUAGUAUCGAAUCCAGAACAAUUUAAACGCAAUUAUUGCGAAUUGAGGGGAAAUGCAAUUAAUUAA